AUGCUAUUCCUUAACUCUUCGUAUUUCUCGUCAUGUACACCACUACCUCUCUGCUAUAUCUUAUUCUUCUCUUUCUUCCUCUUCUUCUUCUUCAUUGUCGUCGUCGUCGUCUCAUUUUUGUUUCCUAUUUUUAUUUUUCUUCAUUCUUUUUCUUCUCAUCCUUCUUUAUUUAUAAAUCUCUGUGCAACUCAUUUUUUCUGCCUUCUGCAGCUUCUUUCUUCCUUUUUUGUUAGUCUUUUUUCGUUUUACUAUUCUUUCUUUCUUUCUUUCUUUCUUUCUUUCUUUCUUUCUUUCUUUCUUUCUUUCUUUCUUUGCUUAUUAAUCUUUCUUUCAAAGCCUUUCUCAUGCCAUUGCCACUGUAUAAAAUUUCUUCCUUUUUUUCUUUAUUAUUCUUUCAUUCUUUUUCUUCUUCUUCUUCUUCUUCUUCUUCUUGCUCAAUUUUUUUUUUCUGUAUUAUUCAUUUUCCAUUAUUUUCUUCUUCUUUUUCUUCGUUUAUUAUUUUCCCCCCUAUUUAUUAAUCUUACAUUACCACCUUCUAUUUUCCCCCUAUUAAACGUUCUUUUUUUCCUUAUUUUUCUUUCCUUUUCUUAUUGUUCUUCUGAUUAUUAUUAUUAUUAUUAUUAUUAUUAUUAUUAUAAUCAUCAUCAUUCUUCAUUUUCUUUUUCUGCUUUCAUUUUUUAA
Messenger RNA from Acanthosepion pharaonis, 681 nucleotides. The record is from the annotation of a GenBank genome assembly. NCBI's taxonomy places the organism in Eukaryota, Metazoa, Mollusca, Cephalopoda, Sepiida, Sepiidae.